AUGUUUCUCUACCAACUACUGAACUUUUUCUUUGUGGUUUCCAAAAAGGAAGAGAAGCCUAAAUAUGAUCUCUCUCUGUACACGCGUGGUGACUUGCUUGAGGUACCGAGGACACUAUUCACACAUUUUGGUAUUUACCUGGGGGACGAUCGUGUGGCUCAUCUUAUUCCGGACAUCCUGCCUGCAAUCACCAAAAACAAAUCUGCAAUUUCAAAGAUGGUAACGAAUAACCGCCUCCUAUUUGGAGUCAUCACCAAAGAAGCCAGCGUCAGAGUGGACUCUGUGGCAGAUUUUGCUUAUGGCUCAGAGAUUCUGAUCAACCACAUGGAUAAAGUGUGCAUACAGCCUCCCUUGGAUGGAGAUGAGGUGGCUCGAAGGGCUGAGAAACUCCUGGGAUCAGUCACUUACAGUUUACUGUGGUACAACUGUGAACACUACGUCAUGUACUGCAGAUAUGGAAUGGCCAUCAGCUACCAGACAUACCAGUUCUGCACUACAGUACGGAAGAUUGUGUUCAGCAGACUGAGUGCCUAUUUGACUGCAGUGUGUGGCAUAUGCACCAUGUUGUAUGUAGGCUGCAUGACGCCGCCGACAUUUUUACUUGUCCUGCUCAUCUCAUUCACCAUCUGGAUGGCUGCCUGAUGACCUCUGGAGAGAGAACUGACAGAAAAGAUGCUAAAAUGAAGUCCUCUGAUUUUUUUGCUGAAAGCAUUGGGCAGCAAAUAUGUUCACUGGGAUAAAAAAGUAAUCACUUUACUUUCUAGGUUGUUGUAACAGUUACAACUUUAAUAUACAUUAAUAGCAGUUUUAUUUUCUUUGUUUUGAUAGGUCAUUAAUCUGCUUUUAACAGUAGUUCUGUUAUGCCCCAUUCUUUUGUUGUUGUUGGGGUUUUCUUUGUUAUUUUGUCUGGCAUUCUUCUUAAAUGUUAAGCAGGCUUUGAUACUAAUCUCAUUUAACAGAAGCAGUCUAUUUAGUAUAAAUGUAUUUUGACUCAGAUGUGAAACUUUAAAGACUUGAAAUGAAGCUCAAAGAAAAAAAAAAUGACAUAGAUAUAUGCCAUAGUAAAUUUAUGAGGACUGAGAGACAGUGGUGAGGUGUGCAGUAGGAGUGACAGAUGGGUUCAAAGUGGGGUGGGAUUACAUCAGGGAUCAGCUCUGAGCUCCUUCUUGUUUGCAGUGGUGAUGGACUGGCUGACAGAUGAGGACAGAAAGGAGUCUCUGUGCACUAUGUACUGGACGAAGCAUGUUGAAGAAGGAGCUGCCAAGCAGGAGGAAAAGAGGAAGACCACAGAGAAGGUUCAUGGAUGUAGUGAGGAGGGACAUGCAGAGGGUUGGUGUGACAGAGGAGGAUGCUAGAGAUAGGGUGAGAUGGAGGGAGAUGAUCUGCUGUGGUGACCCCUAAAGGGAGAGGCUGAAAGAAGAAGAUAUAUGCCAGAGUGUGAUGGCAUGUGGAUAUUGCAUGGUAACGAAACUCACAGAAAUGACACAACUGGUUACUUGUAUAUCUUUUAGAAUAAA
Molecule: messenger RNA, 1517 nt
Organism: Archocentrus centrarchus (flier cichlid)
Lineage: Eukaryota; Metazoa; Chordata; Actinopteri; Cichliformes; Cichlidae
Product: lecithin retinol acyltransferase-like
Exons: 2
Coding region: 1-642 (213 amino acids)
Biological process (GO): vitamin A metabolic process; retinol metabolic process
Cellular component (GO): rough endoplasmic reticulum
Molecular function (GO): phosphatidylcholine-retinol O-acyltransferase activity
Source: RefSeq, a predicted model, not a curated record